AUAUUUGUGGUGAUGCUUUCAACGGAUAAAGCCGCCAUUUUCGUUCAAUCUUAAAAGCAUUCUUGUGGUGUCCUUCGCUGUUAUUUAAUAAUUGUGAAUGUGAUAAAAACUUAUAAUUAUGAGUGUUGCCACUAAGUUUUUAGCUUUAGUAAAAUGGGUCGGUGGGGUAGACGACAAAAAAUAUACCUCCGGGAUCCAAUUAGAACACAUAAAAAACUUUGAGUACGAAAAAUUUCAGAACGAUGAAUUGGACCCAGAUAAAGUCUAUGUUGUCAAGUGGCAUGACACAACCAAAGAACCACUUGGGGGAUGGAUCUGCUAUAACGCCAAAGUUAUCGCCGUGUCAAAGUCAAUCGCAACAUUGAAUAAAAAAUUGCAAGCUUUGGAUGGUGUGCAGUCACCAAAACGAGUUGCAAAUAAAAUAAAUUUAAAUAUUUGUAAUGCCAGUACGUCAAGUGAUGUGCAAGAAAUUGAUGUCAACGAAGGUGCUGAAAUAACUGAGGUCCCGGCUUUUGGCUGCGAUGGUGAUCAAACACGAAUAGAUAACGAAGAAGUAACCAACUCUACUGAACACUUGAAAAGUGUUAAUGAUGCAGACAUUAUUUUUAUCCCUUCUAAUGAUGACAAUUCUCGUAAGUCCCUAGACGAUCCACCAAAUGUUAAUGGACCUGAAGAAACACCUGAGAAAGUUAGAGAGGUGUCGAGUGAUUCUAUAUUCACUCAAGUUGUAGAUAAACAGCAGUAUGUUACCAUAGAAAUCUUGGAAAAAGCUUUAAAGGACGUAACUCAAAAACUAUUACCAGCUUCAAGUAACUCAGUGUCUACUGACAGCCAGCCAAAUGUCUCGUUGCAUGGAAAAAAUGAUAGCAAAUUGGAACAAUCUCAUCAAGACAAUUUGGAAAUAGGAAAUCCGGGAUCCAAUGUCUUCAUCACUGAGACCCAGUAUGAUACAUGUCGUCAUACUAACACAGUGACCGCUAUGACAACUGCAUUACUGAUGUCAGUUUUUCCUCAUGACGUUUUGCUUGUUAGUAAUUGCAAAGGCGGUGCACCAAAGAAUGCAAAAGACAAUACAGUUCGUCAUCAGGCUUUAGAUGAGAAAAAACUGAAUGCUAUGAAAGAAACUGUGAAACGUCGUUUCAAGAGUGCGUUUAAAGAGAGUGACUUUAAUAGAGCUAUUAAUGUUAAAUGUAGCAAACUUAGAAAAAUUGAUCGUGAUUCAAAGGUACCGAACGUUCAAGAUAACCAUAAUAAUAAUGAAGAUCAAGAAUAAACCAAUUGCGAUGAUUCCAAAUUCACUAUUUUAAUUUUGUAUUUUUUAUUACGCAACCAUUAUACUUAUCUCAAUAACUCUGAGUAUUGUCAGUUCAUAGUU
This is a messenger RNA of Microplitis mediator, 1375 nucleotides long. RefSeq lists its product as uncharacterized. The record is from RefSeq and is a predicted model, not a curated record. The transcript has 9 exons. The coding region runs from base 119 to 1273 and encodes 384 amino acids. Gene Ontology annotation, molecular function: DNA binding. Lineage: Eukaryota; Metazoa; Arthropoda; Insecta; Hymenoptera; Braconidae.